AUGCCUGCUCAGAGAGACUUCUCUGUGGCUAUCGUCGGUGGCGGUAUCGUUGGGCUUAUAUGUGCCAUAGGCAUAGCGCGGGCAGGGGUACAAGUGGAUGUGUUCGAAACUGCGUCCAGGUACGGCGACAUCGGUGCAGGGAUCGGCGUCGGUCCUACGGCGGUCAAAUGCCUCGAGCUCAUGGGUAUAUUGGACGAAGUGGUGGCGCGUUCGCAAGGUCAAGGGCCAUCCAUGCGCCUCUUUCGUUUCACUCGCGGAGCAGACCCGCACGCCGUGAUAUACGAGUACCCACCAGGCCCAUACACUGAGAACGAGACCAUGGGUCUCGGGCUUCAUCGCGCUGCGUUCUUAGAGGCGCUUUCACGAGUGCUGCCGCCUCUCGUGAAGUCUCAUUUCAACAAGCGCUGCGUGGGCAUCGAAUCAAGCGCCGCGGCGGCCGACUGUGUCCUCUUGCGCUUCUCGGAUGAUAGCACGCACGAAGCAGAUGUCGUCUUUGGAGCAGAUGGGAUCAAGAGCACCGUACGCAUGAAGGUGUUUGGUGCGAUGGGCGACCGACUCGUGGACACAGGAACGCGCGCGUACAGAGGUCUUAUCCCUGCUCAACGUCUAAGAGAUGCAGGUAUCAAGGAUGAGAUGCUGAGACCGUGGCCGCGAGGUUGGUUGGGCAAAGAUCAGCACAUCAUCAGCUACCCCAUCCAAGACGGAUCCAUACACAACGUCGUCGCCUUCUCAACCGACUUCGCCAAUGCAAUGGUCCCUCCGGGCCCCCAAUCGUCAUGGACGACAUGGGUGACCCCCGUGACGCGGGAAGAGACGCUGGAAGAAUUCAAGAACUUCGGCCGUGACGCGCGCACGAUGCUUCAGUGCAUCGAAGCUCCGAGCAAAUGGGCCGUCCACGGCUUAUACCCGCCGCUUGAAACAUACGUUGCUGCUGUCGGAGAAGGGCAGAGGCUCAAUGUUGCCCUUAUCGGUGACGCGGCUCACGCAAUGUUGCCCCAUCUCGGCUCGGGCGCGGGUACCGGGAUCGAGGACGCAUACGUACUGUCGAGCUUGCUUGGGCACCCGCAAACGAGGCGGAGAAACCUAUCUGACGUCUUGCGCGCGUACGAUCAAGUACGUGUGCCAAGAGGGUCGUUCAUCGCCAGCGCCAGUAAGCGCGCAGGCGACGUCUACGAGGGCCAUGGCCCGAGCGGUCCGAGCGAUGAAGGGCGCAGAAAGGACCUCGAUCUGCAGUGGGAGCCGAUUUGGCGGCACGAUGUGCGCGCUGAUGUUGCUGAUGCGGUGGGAAUGUUGGUGAAGAGCGGCGCGUUCAGACGAGAGGAAAGGGCGUUGUUAUGA
Molecule: messenger RNA, 1338 nt
Organism: Peniophora sp. CBMAI 1063
Lineage: Eukaryota; Fungi; Basidiomycota; Agaricomycetes; Russulales; Peniophoraceae
Source: the annotation of a GenBank genome assembly